Molecule: messenger RNA, 9572 nt
Organism: Monopterus albus (swamp eel)
Lineage: Eukaryota; Metazoa; Chordata; Actinopteri; Synbranchiformes; Synbranchidae
Gene: grin2ba
Product: glutamate receptor, ionotropic, N-methyl D-aspartate 2B, genome duplicate a
Exons: 14
Biological process (GO): monoatomic ion transport
Cellular component (GO): membrane
Molecular function (GO): ligand-gated monoatomic ion channel activity; signaling receptor activity
Source: RefSeq, a predicted model, not a curated record
CCCAUCCCCAUCCCACAGCCCCCUCCCCACCACUUGGCCCUGCCUAACAUCCUGCGUGGCCUCAGCAUCGCCGUCGUCCUGGUGGGCAACUCCAGUGAGGUGGCACUGGCCGGGGCCCGGGAGAAGGAGGACUUCCUCCACAUGGCGCCCAAUGUGGAGGUGCUGACCAUGAAUGAGACAGACCCUAAAAGCAUCAUCAAGAGCAUCUGUGACCUGAUGACGGAGCACUGGCUGCAGGGCGUGGUGUUUGGGGAUGACACCGACCAGGAGGCCAUCGCCCAGAUCCUGGACUUCAUUUCUGCCCAGACCCAUAUCCCCAUCCUCGGAGUCCGCGGCGGCUCCUCUAUGAUCAUGGCUGCCAAGGAUGACCACUCCAUGUUCUUUCAGUUUGGCCCGUCCAUUGAGCAGCAGGCUUCAGUCAUGCUCAAUAUCAUGAAGGAAUAUGACUGGUACAUCUUCUCCAUCGUCACCACGUACUACCCAGGUUACCAGGACUUUGUCACCAAGGUCCGUAGCACCAUUGAGAACAGUUUUGUAGGCUGGGAACUGGAAGAGGUUUUACUACUUGACAUGGCUGUAGAUGACGGAGAUUCAAAGAUCCAGAACCAGCUGAAGAAGCUCCAGAGCCCCAUCAUUGUUCUCUACUGCACUAAAGAAGAGGCCAACACCAUCUUUGAGGUGUCCCACUCUGUUGGGAUCACCGGCUACGGCUACACAUGGAUCGUGCCCUCGCUGGUGGCAGGAGACACUGACGUAGUGCCUGCAGAGUUCCCCACAGGUCUGCUGUCCGUGUCCUAUGACGAGUGGGACUACGGCAUAGAGGCCCGCGUUCGUGAUGGCGUGGCGAUAAUCACUAUGGCAACCUCCACCAUGAUGAUGGACCGCGGCCCUCACACCCUGCUGAAGUCUGAGUGCCAUGGAACUCCUGAAAAGAAGACCCCCAUCUCAGGCAACUCAAAUGAAGUGUUCAGGUACCUGAUGAAUGUGACGUUUGAGGGGCGCAAUCUGUCGUUCAGUGAGGAUGGAUACCAGAUGCACCCCAAGUUGGUCAUCAUUCUGCUCAACAAGGAGAGGCAGUGGGAGAGGGUGGGUAAAUGGGAGAAUGGUUCCUUGUCCAUGAAGUACCAUGUGUGGCCUCGCCAUGAACUGUACGGGGGGGCAGCGACCAGGGAGGAUGACCACCUGUCCAUCGUGACAUUAGAGGAGGCUCCAUUCGUCAUUGUGGAAGACGUGGAUCCGCUGAGCGGGACCUGUAUGAGGAACACCGUACCUUGCCGGAAACAGAUCAAAUCAGUGAAUCAGACGCGGGAGUCAGGGAUCUACAUCAAGCGCUGCUGUAAGGGCUUCUGCAUUGACAUCUUGAAGAAGAUUGCCAAGUCAGUCAAGUUCACCUACGACCUUUACCUGGUCACUAAUGGCAAACACGGCAAGAAGAUCAAUGGAACGUGGAACGGCAUGGUGGGAGAGGUGGUGUUAAAAAACGCCCACAUGGCCGUCGGCUCCUUGACCAUCAACGAGGAGAGGUCAGAGGUCAUCGACUUUUCCGUCCCCUUCAUCGAGACGGGCAUCAGCGUCAUGGUGUCCCGUAGCAACGGCACCGUUUCACCCUCGGCCUUUUUAGAGCCCUUCAGUGCCGAUGUGUGGGUGAUGAUGUUCGUGAUGCUGUUGCUGGUGUCAGCAAUGGCUGUGUUUAUAUUCGAGUACUUCAGCCCUGUGGGCUACAACCGCUGUCUGGCUGACGGCAAAGAGCCUCACGGCCCAUCCUUCACCAUUGGUAAGGCCAUCUGGCUGCUGUGGGGUCUGGUCUUCAACAACUCUGUGCCGGUGCAGAACCCAAAAGGCACCACCAGCAAGAUCAUGGUGUCAGUGUGGGCCUUCUUUGCUGUCAUCUUCCUGGCCUCCUACACUGCCAACCUGGCUGCUUUCAUGAUCCAGGAGGAGUACGUGGAUCAGGUCACCGGUCUCUCGGACAAAAAGUUCCAGCAUCCCAACGACUUCUCGCCUCCGUUUCGGUUCGGCACCGUCCCCAACGGGAGCACAGAGAGGAACAUUAGGAACAACUAUCCAGAGAUGCACUCCUACAUGACAAAGUACCAUCAGAGAAAUGUCAACGAGGCUUUGCAGAGUCUCAAGGCCGGAAAACUAGACGCCUUCAUUUAUGAUGCAGCCGUACUGAACUACAUGGCCGGCAGGGACGAGGGCUGCAAGCUGGUGACCAUCGGCAGCGGCUACAUCUUUGCCACCUCUGGAUAUGGCAUUGCCAUCCAGAAGGAGUCGCUCUGGAAGAGACAUGUGGACCUGGCCAUCCUGCAGCUCUUUGGAGACGGUGAGAUGGAGGAGCUGGAGUCACUCUGGCUGACGGGGAUCUGCCACCACGAGAAGAACGAGGUGAUGUCCAGCCAGCUGGACGUGGACAACAUGGCCGGAGUCUUCUACAUGCUCGGUGCUGCCAUGGCUUUGUCGCUCAUCACCUUCAUCUGCGAGCACUGGUUCUACUGGCAGCUGCGCUUCUGCUUCAUGGGUGUCUGCUCUGGCCAGCCCGGCUUCAUCUUCACCAUCAGCAGGGGCAUCUACAGCUGUAUCCACGGGGUGCAGAUUGAGGAGAAAAGCAGCUCGGCGAUGAACUCCCCGUCUGCUACCAUGAACAACACCCAUUCCAACAUUAUGCGGCUGCUACGCACUGCUAAGAACAUGGCCUCCCUGUCAGGGGUGAACGGCUCACCACACAGCGCUCUGGACUUCAUCCGACGUGAGUCAUCUGUUUAUGACAUCUCUGAGCACCGGCGCAGCUUGGCGGGCCACUCAGACUGCAAAGCGCCUUAUCUACCAGAAGACAACAUGUUCAGCGACUACAUCGGUGAGGUGGAGAGGACGUUUGGCAACCUCCACUUGAAGGACAGUAACCUGUACCAGGACCACUACCUGCACCACCACGGCUCGACGCUCGGGCUCAGUGGGCCUCCUCCCAACAGGCCACAAAGCCUGGGCAGUGCUAGUUCUCUGGAGGGCGGCAUGUUUGACUGUGACAGCCUGGGAGGAGGUGUGGCGCCUAUCUUCACCACCCAGCCCUGUUCAGCACUGACCCACAGGAACAUGAGCAAGUUUGACCUGCUGUCUGGGCAGACUCCUCCCGCACCCCAGGGCUUCAAGGGAGGCCUGCCGGAUGUGUACGGGAAGUUCUCCUUCAAGGGAGGUGCUUCAAGUUCCACCUACAUCCCUGGGCAUAGCUACGGCGGAGGGAGAGUAGAGGAGGAUGGGAAUAUACAUUCCGAUGUCUCGGACAUUUCCACUCACACGGUAACUUAUGGAAACCUGGAGGGUAAUGCCAAGAAGCGCAAACAGUAUCGUGAUAGCCUGAAGAAGAGGCCGGCCUCUGCCAAGUCCAGACGGGAGCUGGAUGAGAUUGAGCUGGGCUACAGGAGGAAACCUUACCACAUCAGCCACCACCACUACCACAGCCAGCGCUCUGCCUCCCCACCACCUCUGCCCUCUGAACGCAAGAGAGGAGGAGGAGGUGGAGGAGGAAACAACGAUGGCAACUCCUAUCUCUACAGAGAAAAGGAGAGUGUUAGGGAUUUUUAUUUGGACCAGUUUCGGCCCAAAGAGGGUGUCCCUCAGUGGGAACAUGUGGACCUGACAGAGGGCCCUGGAAAUAGAGAUGGAGGAGUGGGGGCCUGCACCUCCUUAGUUCCAGUCGAGGACUUUCUUAAGGGCAAGCCCAAAAAGGCUGAUUCAAAAAGUGGGGGAGGGUCAGGGUUGGCAGGGGGAGAGUGGGAGUGCAGAAACUGCCGGGCUAGCGGAGGAGGUGGAGGCAAGCAAAUGUCCAUACAUGGAGGUGGGGGCGGUGGUGGGUAUGGCUGUGGAUCCUCAGGAGGUGGAGGAAACAGCCGCCCCAGCUCUGCAACCUGCAUGCGCUGUGAGAGCUGUAAAAAAACAGGGAACCUCUACGAUAUCAGCGAGGACAACAACCACCUCUUGGAACAGAUGGGGGGAGGUGGGGGAGGAGGAAUGGGCGCAGGCCCUCAAUCUCAGGUCCAGCAAAGGAGGAAGGGUGGAGGAUCUGGCAAACAACUGAGGCGGCAACACUCGUAUGACGCGUUUGUUGACCUUCAAAAGGAGGAGUCAGGUGGAAUGGGAAGUUUGAUGGGGGGGCUAGGAGGAGGCGGAGGCAUGGGUGGUGCAGGUAUGGGAGGGAUGCUGCCCCCACCCAGGAGUGUUAGCUUGAAGGAGAAAGAACGCUACAUGGAGGGUAGCAGUCCUUUCUCACACAUAUUUGAGCGUCACGGCUCACCCUUCGGCCUGUUCAGGGGCGGAGAGGGCCUCCAUCGCCGCUCCUUUGGAGAGAGAGACAUGAGAGACAGAGAUAGGUCUUUGAUGCAAGGAGGAGGUGGAGCAGGCUUCUCCUUAUCCAAAUCUCUUUACCCCGACCGGGUAAACCAGAACCCCUUUAUACCCACCUUUGGCGAUGACCAGUGUCUGAUGCACGGAGCCAAACAAUAUUACAUGACAAAGCAACAGCAGCAAAACAGCCGAAGUGACUUCAGGAGCCAGAUGAGCACGACUUCAUAUGUGUCGGCGUCGGCCUCACCCGUAGUGAUGGCCAGCGUGACACCCCGGUUCUCAAAAGAGCUCAGCAUCGGUGGACUGAACCACCACGGCUCCAUGCUGGGGGUUGGCCCCCCACGUCCCUUCAACGGAAGCAAUGGCCAUGUGUAUGAGAAACUCUCCAGCAUUGAGUCUGAUGUGUGAGAGAAAAAGGGGAGGAGUGGGCAGAUGAUGGCAAGGAAGAAGGAGGUGAUGAGUAGAGGCGUGUAGUGGUAGGAGAUCAGGGACAAUCGUAAAGACACUGUCCACAAGCCAGGCUUAAACGGGGACAGCUGAGACGAGAGAGACAGAGGAAACUGUGAGAUAGAAAGUCAGGGAGGAUUAAGUGAACAGUGGAGACAAUCUUGAUUUUUCAGGAAUAUCUCAGUAACAAAUCAGGACACCCUGAGGAGGGGGUUACCCACACUCUCUCAGAACUGGCCAAAGCUACUCUACUUUUGUGUCCGUACGCACCCCCUCAGCCGAACAGAUGCUCUCGGCUCAAGUCCAUCAUUUCAUCCACCGGUGAGGCAGAAGUCAGUGUACUUGGUUAUUAUCGCAAGGAGGCGACAGCUCAUCUUAUACUGGACAUGUGAGCCUGGUGCGAUUUCACGGCGCCGUGAGAAGCUUCGCUGCGAGCGGGGAGAGGAGCGAACUGCCCAUCUGCCCCUGUGUCACCGCAGAACGGAGACAUUGUCACGUUUACCACAGGAUAUGACUGGUGCUCCUCUCUCAGCCUGGCGCCUCUCUCCCCUCCUCUCCUUCCUCUCCCCUCGCUCCUCCUCUUCAUCCCUGAGCCGAUUUUCUUUGCUAUGAGAAAUACAAUCAUGAAUGAUCAUAAGAUAUUCUUAGAGAAAAAACAGGGUAUAAGAACAACAAUAAUACUGAUAACGUUGUUAGUACUGACUAUGACAACAACACUGCUUAUGAUAUCACCGAGUUUCUCUUUGUUAUGUUCUGUCGGUGACUACUCCACUGCUGUUUUACUACCUGUAGUCGUACCCUGCCUGUCCCCGGUGGCAGCAGGAAGCUUGUUCUUAGUUCACCCAACGAGCCAGACAGACUGAAUCCUUAACUCCUGUUUUCGGUUUUCUCUAGAGUAUUUUACUCAAUGCUCAUACAUUUAUUAAGGGCCAGGACGUGUUUAGAGCCGACACCUCGAUGUUUCAGGACAUUACACACACACUUGAACACAUACAGUUUUUGUCCAUCUGAGUUUGUGUUACUGUGAACAACACGUUUCGUCAGAAGCUGGAGAAGCUGAGAGGAGGGACGUGCCUUAACGGUCUCCACUGGGAUGUGUCCUCCGGUUCGCAGCACCAGGACGGACCAGCAUGCUUUUAGGCUGCUCGGUGUUCUCUUCAUGUUUAUGAGCCAAAACUUCAGUGGAAAGUUGCAGCAGGCUUGAGAUGCUGCUACUGAUGGUUCAGGCAUGAGAUGCCGUCGGGGAUGUUCACAACACGGCAGCCUUUACUACUCCUUUUAUUCAGGUUACGUAACAGCGGUCACCGGGCACUUCGUUUUUCGGCCUCCUACUAGUAUCAUGUAGAGGGCAUUAGCAUUCACUCGUGUACUCAGACUGAAAGCUUUGUUGGACAUUGUGUCGGAUUAAUACAUUCACUGUCGUCUAUGUGGGCGAAAUGCUACAAAAUGUGUCAGAGGAGUGUUGUUGCCCCAUGACGACGGUCUGUCUGAAACACUGACAGCGGCGGCCAUCUUUGAAUGAUGUAGAUCAUCCUUUUAGCUGGAGAGGCCUCGUUGGUUGUUCAGUGUAGGUUCAGGCACCUUAUCAUCCCCCCCACACCCCAAGGUGUCUGACGAUGACUCCUCGUAUUACUGUACAGAAUAAAGAAGCUUCUAUUAGUCAUUUAAAGGUCUGACCUUCGAUUAGCUGGCGGUGUCAAAGGUUCAAGGGCUGCAGGAGGACUGCACUGAAAUUGGAGCUGCUGGAGUGAAUAGACUGGGAUCUUGUCAUGACGGGCUUAUAUCUUACCCUGAUCUAAAUGCACCACUUUAAUAGACCACUGGGCGUGUGUGUCAGUAAGAAACUCACCACUGAAUGAUAACAGCUCCCCCCCCCCCCCACAAACCUGCUGAUUAACUAUUCAUAAACUCCACCACCUCUCCUCCUCCUCCUCCUCCUCCCUGGCUGCACAGAUAACACUGUCAGCGUGAGACUGAUCGAGUUCGCCUUAAAUCAAGCAGAUACACCUACCCACCCCCACACAUGGGUCUGCUAAUAAACAGAUUGGGAUCUCUGGAAUUUUUAUACGCACAUAUUUUGAGAGUUCAGGUCGACCGCUAUCAGGAAACGGGAAUUGAUGAGGGAAUAAGCAGGAGCGGCAGACGGCGUUUGGAGUGAGCAUCAGUCAGUGUCAGCAUUAGGGCGAUAAGUCUUUUCCUUGUAAAUAAUCUAUUUAAAGGUCUUUUCACUUUGUACAGUAAACGGACAGACAGGAUGUAACUUUCAAUAUGUUUUGCAGCAGUUUAAGAAAUAAAACAAUAAAAACGCAUAAAAACUAAAAAUACAUAAACAAAAAUAUGCAAAAUAUAGUUGAGACAUGAAUAUUACUAAUCAUAAGUGAUAUAAUUGAACCGUUUUCCUUUAAAGUUCAUGUUUACUUAAUUAUGAUAGUUUACCAAUCAGUAUACUGAUUAUGUUAUACUAAUUAUGCUUUUUCUUAUUUUUGACUAAAGUGUUGGAAACUGAGGCUAAUUUUCUGUAGGUGUAGAUGUUUGGUGAUAAAAGGGGAAGUUUAGUUUUAGGAGUUGUGGCUAAGUUUCCCUUGAGCUGUGUUAGAUUCUAUCUUUUUAAGGUAAGCUAGUCUUCAUGCUUUUUGAGAUGAAUUCAAUUAUCUACACAUUAUGUAAUACAGUAUGAGGUAUACAUAGAUGAUAUUUGCAUAUAGAGGCAGUACAGUGUGAUCAUUUUUAAGCAGCAAUCCUUGUUAAAACUGGCAAGGUUUUUGUGUUUUUGUUGCCCAUUGUCCUUCUUUCUUUUUGACCUGGGCUCUCACAGUGAUCGCACACAGAAGCCAUCAGAGCCAUCGUGGGCCUGGCCUGUCCCGUUCCCUCUCUGUGUUUGGGAUAAACAUCACUGUGGUAAAGGAAGAAAUAUACGUAUUUACAUCUGCACACACAGAAACACCAACACACUGGAGGUUCCCCGGCGCUGAGGAACGAGCAAAGCGUCGACUCAGUGAGAACCCAUUUGAAGCUGAAAUGCAUUUGUGCAACCCCUUAUUAAAAGGUGAAACAUUUGUUCUGUCAUGUUUCCUCGUGUUUGGAGUUUGGCUUCAGGGGAAUCGACUGUUGUUGCUAUAUGUUAGCUCACGUAAUAUGAAAGAUGCUUUGAAUUCGAAUCCAGUUUGUGCAACUUUGUGCACUGCUCGUUUCUCCCAAUGAAACGAGAAAUAUCAUUUGUCACUUGUUGUGUACAUGUGCAGUUUUGUCAGAAAUGAUUUCUCCCGCUCUUCUUUUUGUGCCAUGCUGAUUCCAAUAAGCCUCUAUAAGCUUCUCCCGCCGCUGAGAGAGGAAAUUCAUCUCUCUGCUGUUUUGUGUCUAGAGGGUUGAUUGGAAAAGUGAAAAAUGUAUCUGUGUGCACAUAAACUCUGUCAGGUUUGCAUAUUUUUCAUACAGGCCACCACAUUUACUCUCCUCAUUUGCAAUAAACAGCAUGACCAAACAGGAAAUGCUCCUAUGAGCCAAUACAUCAGUUCCUGUUGUUCCUCCACGCGCUGGGAGGCGACAGUAGCCAGGGCCAGUUUACAGCUACUGGCUGAGAAGUCAAGUGGCACCCGACACUGUGGUAAACAUGCUCCGAUCAGGCCUUCGCCACCUCCAGCCGCUUGGCCCUGCAGGACCACAGUGAUGCAGGGCAGGCAGCGCCCAUCAGACGUCUUUAUUUCCCCCAGCCUCCCUUCUCUGUGCACGCUCAUGCCACGGCGCAUUUGUUCCAGCAGUUCAUGUAGAGCAAAACACUGUGUCACAUUUCUUCACAACACAGGGAAUGGCUGUGGCACGUGAGCAACAUCCUGAAGGUGGAGGAUGUAUCUAUCACCUCAGCUGGCGUGCGUUUCUCAGUGAGGACUCCUGACACGGGACCAAAUCACAGCAGGCCGCGGUCCGUCGCAGGGUCACUAAGGUGGCUGGUGGAAAAGCUUGUUGGGAGGAGGGUUAUUAGUUUCUAACACUCAUGCGACUGAGUGGACCUGCUAAUUGUUAUCAGUGAGUCAUGUGUGUGAUUUCAUCUCGUGCAGAUGGGAAGAAUUAUACUGUGAAUAUGACUGAUUUAUUGUGAAGGUCCCUAAUUCAUCACACAACUUGUUUACUAAUAUUUUAAGCUUCUGUGUACAUAUGUGUAUUAAUAUUGCUUUAUAUUGAUGUUAUUAUAUUGAGUACAGUUUGUUUUGUUGGUUAAUAUUGGUAUUUUCCAUCGUCACCUUUCAGACCUAGAGACUGGAUCGUUUUACCUGGAUGAGUUAAUGAUGUCAAGACAUAAGGGGUUGCUACUAAAUGUAUUUCUCAAGGUGAACAGGUUUAUGAAAACAUCUCUGAAAAUUCAUAGCCUGAUUAAAAUUUACUGUGGGUUGACAAAAGUGUAACAUAUGAAUAAUACCAAUUGUAUACAGAAUGAUAUAAAUAAUCUUAUUCUUGGCCAUUCUUUUCUCUUUUGUGGCCCUGUCUUUGAAGAAAUAUCAACAUUUUUACACCAUACAAACAGAAAACCACACAAAAAGAGAAUUGUACAGGUUGUGUAAAUACUGAAUAUUGGGGAAAACAUUUACCUUCCUUUUUGUAUGGAAACAAAGUAAUCUCAUUAACAAAAUUAAACAUGUCAUGACAAAAUAUCAAAAACAAAACUAUUAAGGUACUUCUAAUAAGGAUAACACUGAUAUCUACAAUUAUAAGUGCUCAAAUAAGACUAUUCUUUCUCUUUGUACAUGAUGAACAAAAUGAAGUGUUGAGUAUUAAUAAUAAAAACUAAG